This is a messenger RNA of Hevea brasiliensis (rubber tree), 495 nucleotides long. RefSeq lists its product as uncharacterized. The coding region runs from base 1 to 495 and encodes 164 amino acids. The transcript has a single exon. The record is from RefSeq and is a predicted model, not a curated record. Lineage: Eukaryota; Viridiplantae; Streptophyta; Magnoliopsida; Malpighiales; Euphorbiaceae.
AUGGCCACCAAGAAGCCUAGCAAGCAAAGCAAACUACGCAAGUUCAUUAAGGCUCCCAUUAGGAUAUUGAUCAAGGCCAGGGACAUUUACAUCAAGAGCAUGACUGAAUGCUCCGAUCGCCUUGGCUAUGGUACUGUCAUGGGUUGUCCUACAGGGCAAGUAGUGAAUCACCUGCCAAAGAGUUUUAGUGUCAAUUCAACAAAAUCAAGCAACCAUGAUGAUGACUAUAGACAGCUUUUAAGGGCUGCUUCCACCAGGGGUUUAAGCAAUAGGGUUCAAUUGGAUGUUCUUCAAAGACAGCAAUCUCAAUCUCCAAAAUCUCCAAAUACUUGCAGAGGAGCAAACCAUAUGCCUAGGAGUCAUAGUGUUGGUAUUGGAAGAAUCGACGAAGAAAAGCCUUGUGAUUUUGAUGAAGAUGAUAUCAAGGUCAUAACUGAUGUCUUUCCAAGAAGCAGAAGCUACGCUGUUUCUAAAACAAGGGCUGGAGUCUUCUGA